CCGGUAAGAGAAAGUCAAACGCGUUAGUUUGGUGGACGCCGGUCGGAGCUCGCGCUGGCUCCUGUUGCCACAGCAACCACUGAGGAGAAAUCCGUGCAGCUUCUGAUGCUGUAGCAUUACCGCAAUGAGGGGGAUGUAGCAGUUGUGGUCGGACAGAUGGGACCUCAAGAUUGACUGUGACUCACCACAAAGCGACGAGAAAAGGAAAAUGUGGCGAUAAUAGUCGAUUGUUAUAUUGGACUGGAAGGACGAGGCUGGAAAUGACUGUUUUCGAGCCGCAAUCAAGACCUGAGGAGUGAACAAAGUGCUUGGAGGGACAAUGUGAGCAUUCAGAGUUGAAGGUCAUAAACAAGUGUAGCCAUUACUGGAAGAAAAUAUCUGGCAGUAUUCAGGAUGAUUCUGCUGACUUUAUCUGAAUCUGCGAUUAUUCCACCUCAUUCUAGAAUCAGCUAUGGAUAACAAGGCAAAAACAUGCUCUGUGUCCAGACAUUGAUUUCAAAGGAACUGGCAGAUGCUUGUUAUGGAAUAUUUUUGGACCUCUCUGAUGUCAACUAACUUGAUUUCUUUAUUGCCUCUUUGGUUUUGUCUUUCUUUAAACCAUUCUGGAAAAACCCAAGUAAGUUCUUUAAUUGAGUUCCGACAGUGAAUGGAGAUCCGCAUUUAGCAUGCAAUCAGUUUCUGUAUUCUUGUGUUUUAGUGUAAUCUGCUUGUCAUAAAUACAUCAGGGUGUCUUAUCAUGGACAUAUGUACAACGUUAAUCUUUCCAUCAGGACUCAAAUUUGCUUUUGUGGACUUUUAAUCAGCAUUGUAUGCUGCAAGCUCUUGAAAAGAUGAAUUUAAGCAAUCCUUGUUGGUGAAAAACAAACGCAAAGCAGAAAAACAAGGGCUACCAAGGACGUUGCUCAGGUGCUGCUCCUAUAGCGUACUAAAAUUUGCUUAAUUUGAACAUUUGCACCUGCUUUCUGGCUCUUCCGCUCCUAUCGGCUGUGGCCACACUCCAUCUCUCAGGAUGAGCCAGAAGUCCGACUCAGAGACUGAGAGCUCCCAGGCACCGGUGAUUUAUACGGUGGAGGAACUGGAGUGCAAGAUCUGCUACAAUCGCUUUGACACCCGAGCCCGCAAGCCCAAGGUGUUGAGCUGCUUGCACCGGGUCUGUGCCAAAUGUCUAAAGAAGAUGGUGGAGCUGGACUCGUCUCCGAGCAUCAUCAGCUGCCCCUUCUGUCGCCACGAGACUCACGUACCUGACGAGGAGAUCUGGUUGCUUCAAGAUGACAGCAACAUUCUGGCUAUUCUGACUUACCAGGACCGGGCGCGUAAGAGCGGCACCACACCCAGCGGUGAGGUCCUUUUGACUCCCAACAGCCUAAGCGGAGGCGAGCAGGCCCACAGCUCCUCCGACUGCCUCGUCAUCACAAUCAUGGAAGUCCCUGGAGAGUCGCAGUCUUCGGACACUAUGAGCAUGUUGAACAUGGUGCGCUUGUAUCGGCCGGCCAGCCUGGACUCCUUGCCUUGCCACCUUCCUGUGCAGAAGUGUCGGGCUUGGACGUCUCGUUCGGUUCCUCGCUUUCUAAUGGGUUUCCUCUGCCUGGUCUACUUUAGCUCGCUGCCACUGGGGAUCUACUUGCUGAUGAUCCAGCAGCUCACGAUGGGAGUGAUCUUGGUCAGCCUGGUGCCCUCCACCCUGGUCCUUUGCGUGUUCUACGGCUUCUGCCAAUGUCUGUGCCACGAGAUCAUGGAGGCGAUUGCCACAUAACACCACACAGUCGGUCCUCGGGCUGAUCUCUGGACUAGCAAGACCUGUAAAAUAACAAAAGCCAAAUGACUGAUGCAUAUCUACUAAUCCCAGACACCGCAUUUUUUUCCGUUGCACCAGAUUAUACCAGCAUCUACCAGUGAACUCCUUGUAACUCACCUCACAUUGUAUGCAGGGCUUACUGUACUUGACUUUAGCAGUUAAAGCUUGAUUACCAAUGCAAGCUGGAGGUAUUGAUUUUGGACUGCAUCAGAUCGCUGUGGUUUUGUAUCGUCUCUAGCUCACCCAAUGGGUCUUCAACAACUGUGAUAUAAAUGACACGCAACAGAGAAUGAAGACCUUCCACACUUCAAUAUGGAAACCACAGGAUGUGUUCAACAAUACUAGAUGAAUUUGUUUGUUUUCUGUUAUCUUCUGAAUAUCUGUGGUAUAAUUUCAAUCAUUGUCUCAAUGUUCUCGUUGAAGUUCCUAGUUGCCUUUGUAAGGCAUGUCAAUGGCCAAGCUGUAAUGUAUAUGUAAAAUAAGUGAAUUUGUGUUUGUCAUUGCUAUGAGAAUGAACAAAUACUUUAAAGCCACCUGUUAGAUAUUCAAUAAAGAUUCUUCCAUAUCUAACAGAACUCUAGAUUACACUUACCAUACUUGAACACUGUUUUGAGUAUCCACCUUUUUCCUACGUCCCAUGACGCGUUGCGCAAAUUAUGGAAGUAACUUCCGUUUACACUGUAAACAAUCAGCAAAAAGGUUUGCUCUAUGAACACAAUAAGCAUUAAGCAAAAACUGGGUACAAUGAGGUGACAUUAUUUUACUCAUCCUUCAACCAUCGAUCAUUAAAAGUGUAAAAAUUAAAACAUUUAUUAAAUAAAUUUAAAAUUUAAGUGUAAAAGCAUUAACAAGUUACUUUCAACAUACCAUGAAUAACUCCUAAAGUUCCUCAUAUCCGCAGCAAUAUUAUGGACGUGUUAAAUAUCAUUAUAGUAAUAUAUGUCUAUAUUUCGUAACAAUUACAUUUUACAGCAUCUGUGAGAAAACAAACCUGGACAGACACACGAGGAUUUGGGGAGAAAAAUGAAUGAUUCUUAAUGCAGUCAAAAUAACGGAUAAGGAUUGUUUGUAGUGCAAUCUUGUGAUUUUAAAUGAUUUGGAAGUACCUCCCAUAAUUUAAAUGCAGUAGGCUCCUUAGGAAAAAGGUGGAUAGUUCUGAAAAAGGACAACGACAAAAGUAUACAUUGGAUUUUCAUUGCAAUUGGCAUCCUAAAAUGUAAUAAUCAUACUUAAUAUAAAAGGAAUACUCUCCAUCAUAACAAUUUUAAGUGUGUGAAGCUGAUUAUAAUUAUGACUGAGGAAUUAUGGCAGUGCCUAUUACAGCUUUGCUGUUUUGCUAACUGAAUGAGCUAAUAUUACUGGUGUCGCUCAGGAGAUUUGACCCAUGGGAGCAUACGUGUUGCAUCAAGCGACACACAGCUUUCAAACAAGCCCAAGUAACCACAAGGGAGUCAAUAAAGGAUCCCCGUCUGUUCCUCCACAAUACCAUACUACUCUCCCUGUGGACAAUUAACUUCACAUAAACCACUGUGCAUAGCACACACAUUAUUACACACACACUCCCACAAGCACACAUAUAUACAGACAACCGCUCAUAGAAAUUCAUUAUGCAUGGAUCUCUUGAUCACAAACCUUGUCCUCCCAACACUGCAUGUGUUUCUGAGAAAGAAAGAACUUUGAUAUAAUGAUCUACAGUGCAAGGUAUUCUGGGAGCAUGGACUGCAAGGUUUGGGCCUAAUUUUAACAAGUGUCCCUGAAGACCGGCCUCUAUAAAAGCUUUGGAAAAAAAGAACAUAGGUGAGCAUACAAAUACAAGGAGGUUGGCAGAAGUGUCUCCAACGGAUGUAAUCACGCUGAGAAGCAGGACUGUCAAAACAACUCGCAAGUUUCCGAAGGCUAUGAAAUAAAACGGAUUUCUUUGAAGCUCAGUUACCAGUAAGUGGCUACUUUUCUUUUACAAAAAUGUUAGCAUACAAAUGGAAAUGGGUGUAGCCUUUAAAUUGAACAUUGUCACAUCAAAUUAUAUCAGAAAUAAGGCAAAAUAAAAUGUGUUUCAAAGCGGUGCAACCGUUCUUAAAAGAGAACUUUAAUAAACCAGGCUAAUGAAGAAGGCAAAUAAUUUCUGUGUUUAAGGAAAAUAAAUGUUAUGGUCCAUUUGUUUUAAUUGGGAUUAGAUGGGAAAAAAAGGUCAACUACACGAUUUACAAAUUUCACAGCAUCUAGUUAAGGCCAAAUCUACGCC
Messenger RNA from Onychostoma macrolepis, 4037 nucleotides. Its product is annotated as E3 ubiquitin-protein ligase RNF182. The transcript has 2 exons. Lineage: Eukaryota; Metazoa; Chordata; Actinopteri; Cypriniformes; Cyprinidae. Bases 1010 to 1753 code for a protein of 247 amino acids. The record is from RefSeq and is a predicted model, not a curated record.